CGUAACAAGAAAAAGGCAUUUACAAAAGAAGCAAAUAUCGAAUUGCCACGAAGUUCCACCCGAGAAGAUCGACGUUCUAGACCCACUGUCGCUUGAACUAAAUGAAUUUAAUCUUUAGUAAGAAAAUUCUUUUCACAACAUGGACUCGCCGAAGAUGCAAAAGCCAAUUUAAAGUUUCCAGCAGGUAACUGCAAAAGUAUGCCAAGAUGGGAUGUCUGGAUAGACACGUCGAGCAGUAUUUGGAAAAGGACGUCUUCACCCGCAUUGGCCUUGCUGGGUUGUCAAGCAUGGGCGCGGCUGUAGUCACCAAUCCCAUCGAUGUCAUCAAGAUCAGACUUCAACUGGACAAUGAAUUGUCAGACCAGAAGAACAUCUUCAAGAAUAGAAAAUAUAAAGGAUUUGUUUCCGGAGGAUCACUCAUCUUAAAGGAGGAGGGUAUUAAUGGCCUUUACAAGGGAAUAUCAGCUUCAUUGAUGAGAGAGGCAAGUUAUAGUUCAAUAAGACUUGGUCUUUACGAACCUCUUAAAGAAGUGCUUGGUGAGACGAACAAGGCAAAGACCCCAUUAUUCAAAAAAAUUAUCUGUGGUGGAAUUUCAGGUACAAUUGGCAGUGCUAUAGCAAGUCCGACAGAUCUUGUCAAGAUUCGGAUGCAAGGUGAAGGACCCCUUGACCCUGGCCAAACCCCAAGAUACAGAAGUACAAUGCAUGCGUUUAAGAAGAUUGCUCGCCAUGAAGGAGCAUUGGGGCUCUGGCGUGGUGUUACCCCAACUGUUCACCGUGCUGCAAUUGGAACCUCUGCUCAGAUCUCUUCAUAUGAUCACACUAAACACUGGCUGCUGAACACCAAUCGUAUAAGAGAGGGGCUGCCCCUUCAUAUUGUCUCUGCAAUGAUGUCUGGAUUCAUAACUGCUUUUAUAAUGUCUCCAAUUGAUGUUAUAAAGACACGGAUCAUGAACCAACAGGUGCAGAACAAGAAUGGCAAUACCUACAGGAAUGCUAGAGACUGCCUUGUGAAGACGUUCACUUCUGAGGGUAUCUUCGGAUUGUACAAGGGCUUUAUUCCAAACUGGCUUCGACUUGGUCCACAUACUAUCACUACUUUUAUUUUGUUCGAACAGCUCCGAUUGUACUUUGGCCUUGACCCAGUGUCUGGUGACAAAGGUGCUGGCCCUGGGGACCUUUUUGCCUUAGGCCCCGUCUGCAAGAGACGUCACACUGGUCAUCUCAACGGAGCAUUGGUAGGGGUCAGUCGAUGGCCUAACGAUCUCGCAGAUAUGACCGCUCUGGAUUCAAAGCAAGAAGAAGCAUUCACUGUUAUUCAGAAGAGCAUUAUGGUUGAAAAUGAAAAUGCCACAAGAUUUGCAUUGUCUGGUAUAUCAUGCAUGUCGGCUGGAAUUGUUACAAAUCCAAUAGAUGUCAUUAAAGUGAGACUUCAACUAGACAACGAGCUGAGUGCUUCAAAAAGUAUCUUUGCUGACAGAAAAUACAGGGGAUUUUUUCAAGGUGGAAUUAGAAUUGUCCAAGAAGAAGGAGUUAGGGGAUUGUACAAAGGAGUGUAUGCAUCAGCAUUGAGAGAAGGUGUCUACAGUACAAUUAGACUGGGACUCUAUGAGCCAUUCAAAGAAUUGUUUGGAGAAAAAGACAGAUCAAAAACACCUCUGUAUAAAAAGAUUAUGUCAGGUGCUCUAUCAGGAUCAAUUGGAAGUGCAAUUGCCAAUCCUACAGAUCUUGUUAAAAUUAGACUACAAGCUGAAGGCAAGCUAGAGCCAGGUCAAACGCCAAGAUAUAAAAGCACGUUUGAUGCAUUUGCUCAAAUAUCAAGAAAAGAAGGGGUGCGCGGACUGUGGCGUGGUGUUGGCCCCACUGUGCAACGAGCUGCCAUUAUAACUGCCUCCCAGAUCCCUUCCUACGACCAUACGAAACAUGCACUACUUAACAACAAGGUAAUGCAUGAAGGUUUACGCCUCCAUUUCGUGUCGUCCAUGGUUGCAGGACUUGUUUGUGCUAUUGUUACUUCACCUGUUGACGUCAUAAAGACGCGGAUAAUGAAUCAGAAGAUCAUGGCUAAAGAGAAUGGAUUACUGUAUAAGUCGACCUUGGAUUGUUUGUACAAAACAUUGAAAUUUGAAGGGAUUUUAGGACUUUACAAGGGAUUUAUUCCAAAUUGGAUGAGAAUUGGACCUCAUACUAUAAUUACAUUUCUCAUAUUCGAGCAACUACGGAAGAUUGCUGGAUUAAAGCCCCUAUAGAUUUUUUGUAUGCAAUAUUUUUCACUAGCUAGGUAAGUUAGUAGCAGUUUGUAAAAUAUUUAAUAAUUUUCUCACUCUGCUGACAACUGGGGAAACUUUAGGGAAAUUUUAGGCAAAAUCACUGAAAGAGGAAAGUUAUAAAAUCCAAGUUAUAAAAACCUACAUAUAGUCCCAUCUAUUAGGAACUUUUCGCUAUUAAGAAAUGUUUCCUCCUGAGGUGUUCCCUGUACAACGAAUCCCCGGUAUAACGAACUCUCGCUCUUACGAACCCCCUCCUUUAUUAGGAACUCGUCACGAUUUAUUUUAUUUAGCCGGUAUAUUUAUUCCUUUAACAUGUAUCCAUUGAUUUACUGUAAUUGAGUCCCAUUUAAAAAUGUAACAGGGUAUUAUACGGUUUUACCCUUGGACAUUAGAUUUUUUGGCGAAUUCUUGAAAAUUUCCAUGUUCCUCUUUGUGGGUUCCAUUGAUGGUUCACCUUAAUUUAAUAAUUUCUCUUAUUAUCACCUUAGAAAUAACAUUCAUUUAUUUCAAGAGGCUCGCUCUUUUUUCUAUCUAGGCCUCUUUUAUGUAUUUAAUAUUUUUUUUAUUUCAAUAAUUAUGACCAUAUUGAUUAUUAUCGGACGAGGCAGAUCGAAUUUUGAAUAUGGAUUUUGAAGAAGAAGUUGAUAAAAUUUUGAAUAUGGAUUUUAUGGACGAUAAUUUAUUUAUUCCUAUUUGAAAGGGGUAUAAAACCGUCAAGUUCCGAAUAUGAACGGUCCAUUUACCUUUCACAUUAGAAGCAUCUGUGGGCGCUGCACUAACUUACUUACUAUUGUAUCCUGAUUAUAAUGGAAACGUAAGAAAAACGUAACAAAAACUUCCCCAUAAAUGAAUUUUAGAUAUGGAAACAAUACCUCAAUAAUCAUUAGAUUGUUCAAUACUUUCAGAUUAUUCGAAGGAACUCGUAGUUCCUUUUAUUAUAUUUCUUUGUGCUACUUUUAUCAAAGAUUCGUAUCGCCAGGGUGUAUCUAUGCACAAACCCUUAUUCCGCAGGCUUUUCCCAGUCAACCAAAAUUUCCUUAUCGCAAAUUGCGGGUGCCCUUCUUUCCAUUGAAAUCUAGAAUUGUGUUAUCAAACGAAUAGUUCUCUUGAGCGCUUCCGUUCGGGAGUGUGUAUUUGGCCAUUAAAAAAUUUUCUUACUUUCGGGUUUCCCUUAGGUUCUGAACUUUACGGUUUUGGGUUAUUUCGAGGUUGUAUUAAUUGUUAUUUUAGAUUUUUGUCAAAAUGCUGUCACGGUAUCAUAUCAAUUUUUACAUUCCCCCUUUUAUUUUUUUCAAUUUUGGGAAACCGCCCGGGCCUGAAAAGACCAAGUGGAGAUGGGCAUAUGAGGCGACCUAAUAUUGUAUGCACUCCAGAGUACACUCCCAAUUCCUAGGGUUAACAAAACCUCUCCCGUGUUGUCUUAUUCUGUAGAUUUAGUUUGCCUAGCUACAUGCCAUUGUCUUAAUUCCUCACCCACCAGUAUUUCUUUCUAAGUCACCAUCCACUUUCACUCGUUCAAUAACUUGUCUCGGCUAUAAAGCUGAAGAUAUAAUUAUUAUUUUCCAACCAUCGAGCUAAAAAGUUCUGUUUAUAUUUUAAGCCCUUCACCUUCACACGCCCAGGUCUCCAGUCCCGGCGGGCACUUGCUCCAGGCAUUUUUCCUUAUAUACAUCAUAUGCAUACAUUUGUUGUUUUUAAAAAUCUUUUUGUAAAUAUAUGCUAUUAUUCUUCGGUUAAAUGUUUAUGUUCCUAUUUGAUAUCUAAUUGUACGUUGCAAAAUCAACAUUAACAUCAUUUCGCUUAAUAUGUUGCUUUACAUUCAUAAAUAAUUUUUUCAAUUUA
Messenger RNA from Rhopilema esculentum, 4112 nucleotides. Its product is annotated as mitochondrial substrate carrier family protein ucpB. The record is from RefSeq and is a predicted model, not a curated record. Gene Ontology annotation, biological process: transmembrane transport. NCBI's taxonomy places the organism in Eukaryota, Metazoa, Cnidaria, Scyphozoa, Rhizostomeae, Rhizostomatidae.